Guillardia theta CCMP2712 is the source of this 308-nucleotide messenger RNA. RefSeq lists its product as hypothetical. Bases 17 to 205 code for a protein of 62 amino acids. The record is from RefSeq and is a predicted model, not a curated record. NCBI's taxonomy places the organism in Eukaryota, Cryptophyceae, Pyrenomonadales, Geminigeraceae. The transcript is spliced from 3 exons.
GCGGAAGCCAAGAGCGAUGUUCCAGGCACUUUACGGAAAGAAGGCAGCAGCCCUGUAUACCCAGGCGGGUGAUUAUCAGAAGACAGCUCGCUUCUAUUACAAGAAGGCAGAGGACACUUACUAUCAGGCUAACAACUGGGCCGCCUACGAUGACUGGCGUCGUGCUCGUGACCAGUGGGACUACUUUUACUCCCGCAACCGGUAAACUCUUCUGGAUAUCGUGCAAUUCAUUGUUACGUGGUCGGUGGUCGAGAUUACUUUUGUGCAGAGUAUAGUACUAUUUUCAUAAAGAUUUGGCACUCCUUCUC